Messenger RNA from Acanthosepion pharaonis, 1128 nucleotides. NCBI's taxonomy places the organism in Eukaryota, Metazoa, Mollusca, Cephalopoda, Sepiida, Sepiidae. The record is from the annotation of a GenBank genome assembly.
AUGAAACAUUUAUUGUAUUUCUCUCUCUCUCCCUCUGUCUGUCUGUCUGUCUCUCUCUCUCUGUCUCUCUCUCUCUCUCUCUCUCUUAUCUCUUUUUCUCUCAUGCGUUUCUUUCUUUCAUUUUCUUCCCCUCCCCAUACCCUUCUUUCUUUCUCACUGUUUUUCUUUCUCUUUCUCAAUAUCAAUCUUUCUCUCUUUCACUCUCUCUCCCCCACUUUUUCUUUCUUUACAGACUCUUUCUCAAUGUUUCGCUUCCUCUCCCAAUUUUAUUCUUUUCUCUUUCUUAAUUCUUACUCUCUCUCUCUCUCUCUCUCUCUUUCUCUUUAUUUUUUUCUCAGAAUCUCUUAUUCUCUUUCUUUCAAACCUUUCUCUUUUUUCUCGUUCAUUUUUAUAUCUUUCUCUUUGUUUUUUCCCGUGUCACCCUUUCUCUUACUCUCGCCCAUUUUUCUUUCUUUUUCUCUCUUUCUUUUUUGGCUGUCUCUCUCUUUCUCCCUCCCAUUUUUUCUUUGUCUCUCUUUCUUUCUAUUUGUGGCAUCUCUCUCUUUCUUUAUCUCUCUUUAUACUGUUGCGUUUUCUCUCUUUCCCACUUUUUCUUUCUUUUCUCUUUCUUCUUUUCCGUUUUCUCUCACUUUCUCCCUCCCACUUUUUCUUUUUCUCUCUCUCUCUUCUUUUGUGGUAUCUCUCUUUCCUCUUUUGCGAUAUCCCUCUUCUUCUCUGACGCUUUUUCUUUCUUGCUCUCUCUUUCUUCUACUUCGGAAUCUCUCUCUCUCUCUCUCUUUCUCUCUCACAGUUUUUCUUUCUUUCGCUCUCUUUUUUUUCUAUUACGAUAUCUCUCUUUUCUCCCUCUCUCAUGUUUUUUUAACGUCUCGCUUUAUUCUAUCAUCUUUGCGAACCGUUUCCUCCCCUCUUGCCAUUUUCAUCCUCCCCUUCCUCUUCCCGGUCGUUUUCCUCUCUCUACAGUUCUUUUUCCGCCUUCUCCUGUCAACCUCCUCUCUUUGUUUACUCCUAUUCCUUUUCCUCCCUGCCACUCCUUCACUGUCCCUUCUUUUGUUCCAUUCUCUCUUCAAACUCUCUCCAUUCUAUUCACACUUUCUAUUCCAUGUCUCACAAUUCUUUUAUAUUUUGUAG